AUGGCUCCAACUACCAGAUUCGGCAUUGCUUUAUUGAAGAAGUUGGACCGCAAUCGAAACGGCCCCGAAAAUCAGUGGGCGCUCGUUGCACAUCCCACCGAUUUCACCGCCAGAGAUGCUGCAUUAUACUGCGCCACAGAGUGCAAUACCACAAUGUCCGGAUGGACCAUCUUGAUCCAACGUGGAUCUGUUUUGCAAACCGCUAGAGAAUUGCACUGGAAGCUAGUUGGGAUUCUCGAAUUCGAUAACCGAAACGGCCCUGACGUGAAGAUGAACAUGACAGAGUUGGAUCAGUUUGUUCGAUGGAUGGACCCGCACAUGAAUGGCUGCGACCCCAGCGGCGAGUCGGGGGGAUGGUCCUCUUUGAAGUGGGUUAUACGUGUCUUGAAUAUAUUGCACGAGGCAAACAAGGUGAAAAUUCCGCUCCCACCGGCGUUGAUGGGAGCUAGGAUUAGGGAAAGGGCAGAUUAUUUGGUUCGGGAGGAGUUUAGAAAGAAGCCAGCGACGGGAGUGUUGGUCGAUGACCGCGGUCGCACCAUCAGCCCACACUGGGCCCUCGUCGCACAUUCCACCAACUUCCUCACCGCAGAAACCACCGUGUACCAAAUAGUUCGCACUACCACUGGCUGGGCUACCCGUCACAAAUCCAACGUCUACCUCCCCGACGCACCGACCCUCAUCGGUGUCAUCGACCUCGGCCACAUAAACGUCCCCCUCACAGCCCUCUCGUCUCAUGUUGUUGAGGUUCCGCCUUCCAAGGGCGGUGAGAACCCCAGCGCGCUGUUCUUGUGGGACUGCGCUGCGUGGACUAUUAAGGUUCUAUAUGGCCUUCACGAAAAGGGAUACUAUACUUUGGCAUGUCCUGCUCAGCAAGUAUACUCGCGUGUUUUGGAGAGAGUCGGGACGCUGAGAGCCAUGCGCGCUUCCGCAAACACCAUGCCCAUCAUUCAUUUCUGA
Messenger RNA from Psilocybe cubensis, 957 nucleotides. RefSeq lists its product as uncharacterized. Bases 1 to 957 code for a protein of 318 amino acids. The record is from RefSeq and is a predicted model, not a curated record. The transcript is spliced from 2 exons. NCBI's taxonomy places the organism in Eukaryota, Fungi, Basidiomycota, Agaricomycetes, Agaricales, Agrocybaceae.